This is a messenger RNA of Akanthomyces muscarius, 1296 nucleotides long. RefSeq lists its product as uncharacterized. Bases 1 to 1296 code for a protein of 431 amino acids. The record is from RefSeq and is a predicted model, not a curated record. The transcript has a single exon. Gene Ontology annotation, molecular function: hydrolase activity, acting on ester bonds. NCBI's taxonomy places the organism in Eukaryota, Fungi, Ascomycota, Sordariomycetes, Hypocreales, Cordycipitaceae.
AUGUGCCAAGAUCACCAGAGUGCGGGUGACGGCGGCCAUGCUUCGCUCCAGCCCUCGGACAGCUUCCCCUGGCACCUCGGUGCUUAUGACGCACACUGCCACCCAACAGAUACCAUGGCCUCGAUUGACGACCUCGCCAGUAUGCGUACAUCCGUAUUAACAAUCAUGGCGACACGAUCCCAGGAUCAGGAUCUGGUCGCCGAGGUAGCUGCCUCGCACGGCCUCGAAGGCCCUGCAGAUCUCCCAGAUGCCUGCGGCACAUCCAAAGUCGUCCCGGCGUUUGGCUGGCAUCCUUGGUUCUCGCACCAGCUAUACGACGAUUCUGCCGCAGAGCCCACAUACAAGACCAACAGCGACACAUCCCCAGCUGAAGCCAAAAAAACACACUACCGCGCUGUACUGCAGCCUUUGCCCGAUGACGCCUUCAUCGACGGGCUGCCCGACCCGGCGCCCCUCUCCGCCUUCAUCGCCGCCACGCGCGCGUGUCUCGAGGCGCGACCCCUCGCCCUCGUCGGCGAGACGGGCCUCGACAAGGCCUUUCGUCUGCCCGCGCCGUGGGCCGCCUCGGACCCGGACGCCCGCGACGAGAGCCUCACCCCGGGCGGCAGGGAGGGCCGCCGCCUGAGCCCGCAGCGCGUGCGCAUGCCGCACCAGCAGGCCGUCCUCGCCGCGCAGCUCGCGCUCGCCGGCGCGCUCGGCCGCGCCGUCAGCCUCCACGGCGUGCAGGCCCACGGCUUGCUGCACGACACCGUCUCGCGGUGCUGGGCGGGCCACGAGCUGCCCUCCCGGCGGGAGCAGAGGCUGGUCGCGCCCGGCGCCGAGGACUUUUCCAGCAGCAGCAGCAGCAGCAGCAGCGACGAAGGCGAGUCUGAAGAGGAAGAGGAGGGGUCGCUGUCGCAGAGGAUAAAGGCUCUGGAGCUGAAAAAGAAGCAAGCUGGUGGUGGUGGUGGUGGUGGUGGGAAGCCAUAUCCGCCGCGGAUCUGCCUGCACUCGUUUUCGGGCAGCGUCAGCACGCUGGACCAGUGGAUGCGGAGAAACAUUCCCGCCAAGGUCUACGUCUCGUUCUCCACGGCGGUCAACAUGUCGACCGAGGCGAGCCGCUCCAAGAUAGACGACGUGAUUGAGGCGGUGCCGGCCGACCGCGUGCUCAUCGAGAGCGACCUGCACACGGCCGGGGCGGACAUGGACGGCAUGCUCGAGGACAUGUAUCGCCACGUCUGCAAGGUCAAAGGCUGGGAGCUGGAAGACGGUGUGGCGAGAAUACGAAAGAAUUACCAGACAUUCAUAUUUGGUUAA